AUGGCAGAGCCUUUAGAAAGGCGCUCCUUUUCUUUUAGGAAAACAGUUACAGGAGUGGAUUUUCAGAUUCCAGUCAAUUUUGAGGAGACUCUAAGGGAUGUGAAACCACCCAUCAUUCCACCCCUAUUUAGAUCAGUAUGCGAGGAGAUUCUGGCACGGAUUGCCUCUCGUCAGUUGAGCAUUCUUCCAGCUCCUCUAAGUGCUCUUUUUUUUAAUGCCGAUGCCAUGGGAGAAAGUUUACAGUGGACCGCCCAAAUUGACGAGGUUAUCAAAUUGCUUCAUUUUCAACACAAGGGCUUAAGUGAAAAGCAGAGAAUUCUCAAACGCAAAGCAGAUCUAGAACCGCAUCAAACAAGUGUCAUUACUCGUGCCAUGUUCCGUUACAUCGAACUAUGCUCCGGGGGAGUCGAUUUGACCAUUGAAUUUCCAGCCUAUGGUUAUUUGAUCCUCGGUCCGUCUCUCCAAAACGAAGGCAAGGCGGAUUUGAAGACCUACUUACGCUCACUUGACGCAUUCAUUCGUGCGGCGCUGGAAAAGAACCCCAUUAAACGCGAUAUUUUUUGCUAUUUCAUGCAUUUCUUGUCUCAAAUCUACCAGCUAAUGGGAGAAAGCUAUCGAUCGCAGCCAGCACUUUGCGGAAUGACUCGCUACCUCUUGGCAAAUCGGUUUGGUGAAGAGCUGAUCACUCUCUUCUGUACAGAAUGUCAAACAAGGAUAGAUGAAAGUCAAAAGGGCUGCCGAGUUUGUUCUUACAUACCAACUCAAAUUAAACCACCUUAUGAAACACAAGUUAUUGAUAUGAUGUUGGAGUACAUUCCCCUCUCCUACUGGCGCGAAAAGUUGAACGAUCCACGCGGUGGUUUAGCAGAGCGAAGUGGUGCGGCCCCAAAACUCGACCAACUCAACUUCAUCCCUCAGACUCGGAGAGUGUCGAGUGUAGGCGACUUGCCGCAUAUAAAAUCGACACACGAUAAGGGAAGGAGAACUUCUAAAGUGGAAGGCAAAAUAUCAUUUGCAGGAUCUAGUAGAAACAAUGGAGUAUCGUUACGAAAAUCACGACUUUCAGCAGCAUUUGUUGCUGAGGAACCAAGGGAGAGUGUAAAAAAUAAGGAGAGUGGGGAGGGUGCUGAUAAGAGUGAUGACAGUCAAGAGCCUAACGACAAGGUAAAGUUGUCGAGCCAACUGGGAAAUGGAGCUGGGAGUGAUGUCAUUGGUCGUAGUCGUAGAAGCGGUACCAGUGGUGUUAUCAGUGGUCCCAAAUCUAUUGGUGGUCGUAGGAGUGGUGGUGGUGGUGGUGGUGGUGAAGGCGGUGGAAGUGGUAUUAUCACUUCAGCUCUACGAAAAGAUUCAAUCUCCUCCAUAUCACUUACUCGCAGACAUACACCUUCAAGUGGUAUGAGGUCAACCCUGUUCACCACUCCUCCCACCCUCUCGCACGAAUCAAUGGAGUCGACAGCAUCAGAAAGGACGGAUAGGACCCUCAUCUCCACACCAAGAAGGCAAGUCAAAAGAAAGCACCGAAGAGGGCGUUCGAGGACAAGAAAACCAAGGAGUCGUAGCGUCCCAAGAAAGAAUCGCCAAAGAACGAGGUCCGCCGGCAGGAAGAAGAAAAACCGUGCUCGUUCUCCGAAGGAUAAGAAGGAA
This is a messenger RNA of Hydatigera taeniaeformis, 1644 nucleotides long. The record is from the annotation of a GenBank genome assembly. NCBI's taxonomy places the organism in Eukaryota, Metazoa, Platyhelminthes, Cestoda, Cyclophyllidea, Taeniidae.